CUUGUUGAAAAACAAUAUGUGUUCUUUCAGUUGUUUAUUUAAACCAUCAAUGGGAACUGCAAUGGGAAACACUAAAAGUGGUUUUCAUUUGCCACCGAAAGGAUACCUUCGUGAGCUAAGAAGAGAAACAAAGAUCCGUUUCAGAGACACGCCUCAAAGAAGAAGCAGUGUUGAAAGAACACAAAAAAUAGAUGAACCGUUUAAAGAGGGCCAUAGAAGAGGAGUAACUAAAAAGGCAAUAAAGGAAUUUAUAAUCAGCAACCCUGAGUUUCUUGACGAUUUUGUAAAAACUUAUGUAUCACAAGACAGAAUCAGAGCUUGGUUAAAACUGACAAAUACCAAACCAAGAUUGAGUGAUAAACUAAAACAGGUUAAUUCAAAUCAAAGCGAAGAAUUUGCAACUGAAAUUGCUGAGCGGCGCUUUAGGCAAACGAAAGCACUAGUUCUGACAAGAAACCACCUUUUUUACCCGUUCCGAUUUCGCAUGGAAGAAUUCAGUAGUUUGAUUGCCCGUCCAAGCACCCAAGCCGAGUUUCCAGAAAUGAAUAGCCACUUAUUUCCUUAUACAGAAAUUUACAACGAUGACAUAAACAGAGUUUUCAUCAGCAUGACCAUGCAGCUAUUCGGUCCACAUGGCUUUCCGCUGACGGAAUUGUGCUAUUUCUUAUCGAGCUUGAAAGCCAAUUACUUCAAUGUGGAGUACCACAAUUACAGUCAUGCCCUGAGUCAUGCUCAAUCUAUGUUCUGGAUGCUGAAGAAGAAUCCAGGUGUGUUUACCGAAAAUGAAAUGAAGGGACUCAUGAUCGCAAGUAUUGCUCACGAUGUGGGACAUUUCGGUGUCAAUGAAAGGUAUCUGAGAGAAGUGGGGAAUGGUUUGGAAAGAAUGUACCACAAUCCCAUUCUGGAGCAUCACAACAUUCAAGUAUGCUUUUUGAUUUUGGCAGAUAUAAAUUGUAAUGUGUUUUGCGAUAUGAGUGCUGAAGAUUACAAAAUGGUACUUGGUUGUAUCCGACACGCAAUCAGAUCAACCGAAGUGAAUCGAUACAAAAUGCAAGUUCAAACAAUGCGCCAGCUUCUCAGUUCGAAUUUAGAUUUCGAUGAUAUGGAAGUGAAGCAUGCAGUGAUAUCCCUCAUGAUGAUGGCUUGUGAUUUGUGCGCAGCGUGGAAGCGUUGGCCGGAACAUAAAAACACCGUUUGGAGUCUUUACAAGGAGUUCUUCUAUCAGGGCGAUAAAGAGAUGCUUCACGGUAUAGACUCGCCCCCCCAAAUGAUGAGGAUGAAUGCUGAAAAUAUUCCUUACUUCCAGGUGGCUUACAUGGAAAACAUUGUUCUACCCAUAUUUAGGCUAGUUUCGAAAGUAUUUCCGAAUUGCAGAUCAAUACUUAAAGAAACUAUUGAAAACUGUAACUUUUGGAAAUCGUACGAGACGAGUUGAUUUAUGUUGCAACAAAGCCAUUUUGUUUGACAAAGUCCAAGUAAAUUGAGAAGAUUACAUGAAGUACUCUUUUUCCAGCAAUUUAAAUGUUAUCAUUCAAAAAGCAAAUGCUCAUAUCUAAGACAAAAUUAUUUUAAUAAACAACUUAUAUUUUGA
This is a messenger RNA of Parasteatoda tepidariorum (common house spider), 1591 nucleotides long. RefSeq names its product cAMP and cAMP-inhibited cGMP 3',5'-cyclic phosphodiesterase 10A. Gene Ontology annotation, biological process: signal transduction. Lineage: Eukaryota; Metazoa; Arthropoda; Arachnida; Araneae; Theridiidae. The record is from RefSeq and is a predicted model, not a curated record. Gene Ontology annotation, molecular function: 3',5'-cyclic-nucleotide phosphodiesterase activity.